AUGACGGCGGCACCCUCCGACACGUCGCGGUAUCAAUCAGGCGCGCACGUGUUUACGUGGCUCGCAUCUCGUCCAUCCUGUUAUCUCUCUCUCUCUCUCUCUCUCUCUCUUUGUGUUAUUUGCCUUCAGAUUAUGGCUGAUCAUUGUUCUCCACAUCUUUCUUCUUUUAUUGCUCAAAGUAACUCUUGCCUCUUUACAAACACUCUUUCUCUUCGAGAUCUUUGUUCUAUCAAUUGCUUCGUUAUCGUCCCCGUCGAUCUGGACUUUGGCGAUAUUUUUUUUUCUCGAAUAAACGCAAACGCAAGAAAGUCGAUAUUUGCGUGUCAAACGCGCAACUGCAUUAUCAGCCCACUUGCUUCUCGGCUUCUCUUUCCGUUUCUCCUACUGUCUUAUCUCUCUCUCUCUCUCUCUCUCUCUCUCUCUCUCUCUAUCUAUCUAUCUAUCUAUCUUAUUUAUUUAUUAUAA
Messenger RNA from Acanthosepion pharaonis, 465 nucleotides. Lineage: Eukaryota; Metazoa; Mollusca; Cephalopoda; Sepiida; Sepiidae. The record is from the annotation of a GenBank genome assembly.